Hyaena hyaena (striped hyena) is the source of this 1281-nucleotide messenger RNA. It is a transcript of the gene CABCOCO1, whose product is annotated as ciliary associated calcium binding coiled-coil 1. The coding region runs from base 30 to 962 and encodes 310 amino acids. The transcript has 9 exons. Lineage: Eukaryota; Metazoa; Chordata; Mammalia; Carnivora; Hyaenidae. The record is from RefSeq and is a predicted model, not a curated record.
CGACCAAAGGCCGCAACUGAGGCGAGUUAAUGACGACGUCUUUGGGGACCACUCCCGGGGGAACCACCCCCGCGGCGACGACCCCGGCGGGAACCACACCGGAGUUGGAGGAUGGCCUGGACUGUAAUGAGAGAGAUGCUGAAUUCCAGGAGCAUGAAAAGAUUCUUUCUCCAGAUUUUCUUUCAAUUGCUCAAAUCACAGAAAUGCUAACAGAAGAUGUAGAUGGAGUUCAACAAAAAUUGAAAGCAUUUUUGAAUUUCAAAAACCUUCAAACCUGUUUAAAGGAAGCCAUUCUGCUAGAUUAUUAUGUAUCUGGAUUUUUGUGGGCUAGAGGAAUGGACUUUUCUGUUAUUCAAUAUUCAAAAUUUAUGACUUUACUAGAUACGUUACUUCAUAAUCUUAGAACACUGCAUAUGUCCUUAGAAGACAGCAUAAAAUGGCUUGGAGAAGUUAUGGCUGAAAUAGGACCAUCCCAUUCACAGAAAAAUGAAGAAUUGAGUAUCUUUAAUAUAAAGCAAGCCAAUGCGAUCAUCGAUUACUUAAAAAUCAGCUUAUUUCAACACUACAAGCUAUAUGAGUUUCUAUUCUACUCUACAAGGGAAGAAAUCGUGAUAGGAACUGAGCAAAUGAUAGAGGUUGUCAAGCCUUCAGGUGGUCUCUUCCCAGAUCCUCUAGAAGAAGGAAUCUCACUUGAUGUUUAUUCAACAUUCAUAGAGCCACCCCCAACAUUGGAUUCAGGAGUGAAGGGAUUGGAUCAAGACCAAGUCCCUAAGGAAUCCCAGUCAGAAGCCAACAUUUCCGAUGUGGAUCCUUUAUUGGGUUUCACCAUUGAAGAUAUAAGAUCAGUGCUGGGUCAAGUCACAGAUGAUAUUUUAAUCGGCAUUCAGACCGAGAUAAACGAAAAGCUGCAAAUACAGGAAGAGGCCUUUAAUGCACGAAUAGAAAAAUUGAAAAAAGCCUGAGGACUUAGUGCAAGGGGAGUGAUGCUAAACUUCACAGAAACAAACAGAACCAGCCGGAAUAAUAGACUCUCCAGAGCGGCAUAUCUCCUUCCUUUCAUUGGGAGAGGAAAACCAAGCCCCGCUUUUUAUUAUCCUAAGUAAUUAGGAAAGUAUUGGUCCUCAUUUUGCUAUCUCCUGUCCCAUAACAGCCUCUGAAUUUAUUGCACUAAGUAUAAUAAGAACAUUUUGUAUACAAGAGUUUGGAGAAUUAUAUAUAAAAAUACAAUUACUUUUAUGAUACUCCUUUGACAUUUUGACUAAUAAAUGCUAUUCAUCUUCA